Molecule: messenger RNA, 3625 nt
Organism: Podarcis raffonei (Aeolian wall lizard)
Lineage: Eukaryota; Metazoa; Chordata; Lepidosauria; Squamata; Lacertidae
Gene: MUC1
Product: mucin 1, cell surface associated
Exons: 12
Coding region: 32-1660 (542 amino acids)
Cellular component (GO): apical plasma membrane
Source: RefSeq, a predicted model, not a curated record
CACAAAACUCUUCCUUCCGGGAGGGGUCCUAAUGAGAUCGUUUCCUUUCACCUCAGUGACCAAGCAGGAGACGCCAACGACGCCUUCUCCCACCACAGCUAGCACCAGCUCAAAGACAACCACACCUAAGCCUCCCAUAGAGCAGACGUUCACCAUCACUUACCACAUCACAAUGAAUUUUACUGAGGACUUGUUGGAUUCGUCCUCCGAAGCAUACCGCAGCCUGAAUGAGAGAAUUGGGAAGAUGUAUGAGGAAGUUUUCAACUGCUCGGGAUGCCCUGAUGAGGGGAAAUAUAUGGGAUACACGGUGAAUUCUUUCAGUAGCGGUUCAGUGCUGGCAGAUACAACGGUACGCUUCCAGGAAAGUGCAGGUGUUUCCGCCGAUAAUCUCAGCACUGCUCUGAGCGACGCACCUGAAGACAAACGGCAGGGUCUCAACCUGACUCAGAUCGAAGUGACCAAGCAGGAGACGCCAACGACGCCUUCUCCCACCACAGCUAGCACCAGCUCAAAGACAACCACACCUAAGCCUCCCAUAGAGCAGACGUUCACCAUCACUUACCACAUCACAAUGAAUUUUACUGAGGACUUGUUGGAUUCGUCCUCCGAAGCAUACCGCAGCCUGAAUGAGAGAAUCGGGAAGAUGUAUGAGGAAGUUUUCAACUGCUCGGGAUGCCCUGAUGAGGGGAAAUAUAUGGGAUACACGGUGAAUUCUUUCAGUAGCGGUUCAGUGCUGGCAGAUACAACGGUACGCUUCCAGGAAAGUGCAGUUGUUUCCGCCGAUAAUCUCCGCACUGCUCUGAGCGACGCAUCUGAAGACAAACGGCAGGGUCUCAACCUGACUCAGAUCGAAGUGACCGAGCAGCAGACGCCAACGACGCCUUCUCCCACCACGACUAGCACCAGCUCAAAGACACCCGCACCUAAGCCCCCCAAAGAGAAAACGUUCACCAUCACUUACCACAUCACAAUGAAUUAUACUGAGGACUUGUCGAAUCCGUCCUCCAAAGCGUACCAGAACCUGACUGGGAAUAUCGGGAAGAUGUAUGUGGAUGUUUUCAACUGCACAGGAUGCCCUGCUGAAGGGAAAUAUAUGGGAUACAAGGUGAAUUCUUUCAGAAAUGGCUCAGUGCUGGCAGAUACAACGGUACGCUUCCAGGAAAGUGCAAGUGUUUCCGCCGAUAAGCUCCGCACUGCUCUGAGCAACGCACCUGAAGACAAACGGCAGGGUCUCAACCUGACUCAGAUUGAAGUGACCUCAGACGCCACGGAACCCCCCAACCCCCCGCCCUCAACAGCAACUUCCCCCCCGGCAACCACCUCAACGACAACCUCGACUACAACCACUCCCAAUCACACAGAGACUGUCCCAGGCUGGGGCAUUGCUCUCCUCGUCUUAGUUUGCAUCCUUCUUCUCCUGGCGCUCAUCGCCUUCCUGAUCCUGAUCAUCUACUGGUGUCGACGGAAUCACCGGGGGAAGCUUGAUUUGCUCAGCAACCAAGACUCCUACCAUGUCAUGAGUGAGUACCCGACGUACCACACACACGGGCGAUACGUUGCCCCCGGAAGCAAGCCUAACCCAUACAGCGAGAAUCUUCCCAGGAAUGGUAAUGCUCCCUUCUCCUACACCAACCCCACAAUGGCCAAUGAUGAACUGUAGGCGGAGCACACCCUACAAUUGGACUUGGCAAGGGGGGGUUAGCCAGAACCUGGCUGAGCCGGGUAAAUUCAGGGAUAUUGUUGGGCUUCGGUGUGAAUGUGGGAAGGAUGAGUUCUGCAAACAAGCUUGGAAAUAGCCACUCGCCUACUCACCUGUGGUGAGUUUCAAAUUGCCUGAAGGCGAACAAGCAGCACAAUUUCAACAACUGAAAGAAUCUCUUCUAUAGAUGUGCCAAAAAAAUCCACCCCUUGCAAAUGUGUGGUGAGCAAGCAACCCUCUCCAAAGCAAUGAGGACAACUAGAGAAUGCUUUGCAAAGCUAGCUGUGUCCCUCAAGCCUGGAAUGUUAUGCUCUGUCCAGCGGAACUCCCUGUCACAAGGAUCCCACCAGGGCUCAAAAGAUCAAUGGGAGAUUCUCUUGCACCGGACAAAUUAACUAAGAAGAUGAGGACGAGAGGAAACCACCUAAGCUGCUGAACUGUAAAUUCUGAGUUUCCAGACUAUUUUCCCCAUCACCACUAUGAAAAAGUUGAACUUUUUUGCUUUUACUUUUACUAAUUAAUUUUAUUUUUAUUAAUAUUAAUAUUCUAUUAGUGAUUUUUGUAAAAAAAAUUCAAACUGCUGCAAUAUAGGAGAUCAACAUGUACAUAAAUAUGCAGGUCCUGCUUUCUGAACGCUCACUCUGCAAGAAUUCACUUAUCCAAACAUGAGGAAUUACUACCCAAACCUCGCUAUACACAUUGCAAAUUCAGAUAUGCAAACAGAGAGCAUUUUUUUACUUCCUUGUUUGCCUUUUGCUGGUUGGCUGUGGAACAGAACUGAACCGUAGCGAUCUGUAUUUUUAGUAAGGUUUCAGAGGGUUUUCCUAAGGGGUGGGUUUGAUUUGUAUUUAUUUCUUAUGGCUUUUAGAGGCCAAACUUCCAUGGCUGGGAACACAUUAGAAAUUCCCCCAUAGGAAUCAAUGGAAAUCGUUGACUCCUUAUAUGAACUCUUGCCUCCCAAACGAUUUCCAGGGGACGCAUUGUGUUCAGAUAGUGGGACCUGAAUGUACUGCCUUUUGGGGGAGAUUUGUCAGAUUAGGAUGCAAAAUCUCAACCCCCGUGAAACCUGGGAGAGGGCAGAGUGCAAUAAUCAAAAUAGCCGUGCUCCAAUCUUUUCUCCCCCACAAUCCUGCUCCACACAUGGAACAAUCCUUGCUCCAGACAACCUUGCCAUCUCUGAAUACUACCGGUAGUUGCCAGGAAUCACACGUGAUGAGAAUCGCUGUUGUGCUCAUAUCCUCCUUGUGAGCUUCUUGUUGGGGCAUCUGUGAGAAUAGGAUACAGGAUUAGGUGGGCCAUUGCCCUGAUGCAGCCGGGCUUUGCUUAUGUUCUUAAGCUACAGCAUGUUCCCCCCCAAGUGAGAAUACAGAGGGGCAAGUUGCGUCUUGACCUUAUUUCCUCCACCUCAACACGAAAAAGUUCCAGAGGAGUCAAACCCAGACGCAUGAAGGAACAAGAUUAACCCAAAAUAUUUAUUUAAGGUGGAGAGGAGAAGAGUGUGCCCUUUCUUGCCAACCCAGGAUCCUUAAGCCUCAAUGCUGGGGUUACCUCUCCCCCCCCCCAAAAAAAAUUUCCUAUGCUUCCAUAGGGAUGCUGUCGUUCCAAAUCUGCAUUGUACAGGAGAUAGUCCACAGUCCUCUCCAUACAGGUGUCUAACCAGUCAGCAUUGUAAUGCUAAAUGCUUUGGAGGGGAGGUUUUUGAAAGCCAAAUUUGGCAACUGCCUUAUCUGCAAAUCCUGGUGCUCGUGGGUGGUGUCUCAGUGGACAGUUUUGUACAACAGCAAACCUCAAAAUUCUUGGGUGAAGGGUUUUGGAGUUGUGGAGGGAGGCAAAGAGGGAGUGGGGAGGAAGAGGAAGUGCCGUGGCUUCUGUGUCAAAUUCUGUAUUUAUAACAUUUAACAAUAAACGGAUCUACGUUGGUAUUGA